UGAUGUGCCUUGCGCUCCUUCCCAUGACUGACUGACUGUUUGAAUCUUGUAACGGCGCUCAUCUUCCCCCGUUGAUGGAUCCCCCCAUCCCUCACACCCUUACUACCUACGACCCGGGCGCCAUCUGUUGGAAGUGAGGUUCCCUAAUCAAUUCCUCCAGCCUGCCCAUUAAACCCGUAUAUCCUCCCUAGAAUCCUUGGUUAGGACAAGCUCAUUUGUAUCAGAUUCGUUGUGCCAAUGAGACCUUUGUUUUUCUAUGACGUAUUAUAGCAUCAUUGAACGUCAUAGAAUUGAGGCCAAUACAAUCAAUAUGGGCGAAUCACCACAGAUCUUCGUGUGUUUCGUGAUGUGGCCCAAUCAGCAGCUGUAUGCGUGGCUUUCUGGUCAGUGAAGUGGCUAACCUCAUCCAUGCCGGGUGUCAAGAUGGCGGCUGUUUGUUCUGGUUGUAGUUUUAAUUGUUACGAAUCAAUGGUGAAAUUCCAUAAGGAAAACUAGUUGAGUGGUGCAUUUCUGAAAUCGCACUGUGCUUUGCCAAGAUCUGUUGAAUUUGAACAUCCCUAAGCGCCAUCCAAGUGCACCACGUGCCACCAUAUGGAACUGCUUCCAAUCGCGCCCUGCAGGACCUUCUGCUUGCAGCUAAGGUACUAAAGUGCAGUUCACACGAGGAAUGUUUACCCAUGAUCCGGGAACAAGCUUUGGCUAAACUGUGAUCCGGCUCAGCAAGUUCCCGGGUUUCAAGGUUCCGUUCUGAUGGUGAACUUGCUGACGCUACGCGGGAACUCACGACUGGACGACGAUUUGCUGCUUGCUCUCCUCGUGUGUUGACAAGUGUUUAAAAUUAUGGAGAAUGAGUUAUUAUGGCCCAGGAGUGUUAUCAGAUAUUUGUGCGAACUGGUAGAAGGGCACAGAUUCCUCUGGGACCCACAAAAUGUGGACUAUCCCAAGCAUAAACUCAGAUUUAAAGUGUUUGGUGAGAUAGCCCAGGAAAUCAAGGCUCAAUACCCAGCGAUGACCACUUUGACUGCAGAUCAAGUUCGUGCUAAAUUUAAGAAGCUGCGAGAGCACAAAAAGAUACAGUCAGUACCAAGUGGCUCAGCAGGCAAGACACCUACAAAAUGGGAUUAUGACGACUGCCUUGCAUUCCUAGGUCCAAGUGAGGAGCUCACAACAGAGGCAAGCUGGUCGGGACCAACACACAAGGAACCUUCAUUACCCAUGCCAGAAUUUCCACCUGAAGAGUCAUCCAUCUAUUUAGUUGAAGAAGCCAGUAUAUGUGAGGGACUUGAGGAAACUGGUUUUGAAACAGACCAGAUCAGUCAUUCCACUGAACAAGCCAAACAGGUGACUGCAAAUGAUCUUGCUGAUGCCUUGAGGACAUUCAGUAAGGAACACAACCCUGGGUCACUUACAAGUUCAGCUUCAUCAUCCCUUCUGACGACUCCAUCAUCAUCUAGUCCAGUUUUGUCAGCAGCUGAAGGCCAGCCUAGGCAUUUGUCUUCGAAUGCCAUGAAGAGGAAACGAGCCAAGGCAUAUGAUUCAGCAUUAGAAGUUGCAUUACAAAUGAGUGCACAAGAACCACUGACCCCUUCAUUCUCCAAGUGUGUUGGGUCAAUGAUUGAAAAUAUCAUAAAUCUAGUUCCAUCACACAUGCAGUAUGAACUUAGUUUUGCUAUUUUGAAUAGUGCUCAAAAGGUAUAUGAGGAUUUUGUAAAAAAAAAAAAAAAAAUUGUAAUAACAGAACAUUUUUUAGCAUUUGUACAUUUAUAACAUUUUCUGUAAUUAUUGCAUUCAGCUGAUAUUUUUGGUUAAGUAAAAUAAGUCCAUAA
Molecule: messenger RNA, 1826 nt
Organism: Portunus trituberculatus (swimming crab)
Lineage: Eukaryota; Metazoa; Arthropoda; Malacostraca; Decapoda; Portunidae
Exons: 3
Coding region: 841-1767 (308 amino acids)
Source: RefSeq, a predicted model, not a curated record